CUUGCUGGAGGUCUUUGGGUGGCGCUGUCCUUUCCUCCUCGCAAGCCCGCUCGGCAGCCGAGCCCGAGGAGGAUGAGGUCGUCCUGUGUCCUGCUCACCGCCCUGGUAGCGCUGGCUGCCUACUACGUCUACAUUCCCCUGCCCAGCUCCAUAUCCGAUCCCUGGAAGCUGAUGCUGCUGGACGCGACUUUCCGGAGCGCACAGCAAGUGAGUAACCUGAUACAUUACCUGGGGCUGAGCCAUCAUCUGCUCGCACUGAAUUUUAUCAUCGUUUCUUUUGGCAAGAAAAGUGCAUGGUCAUCUGCUCAGGUGAAAGUGACAGACACUGACUUUGACAGUGUGGAAGUCAGAGUAUUUGAAGGUUUCCCAAAGCCAGAAGAGCCACUGAAGCGCAGCGUUGUUUAUAUCCAUGGAGGAGGUUGGGCCUUGGCAAGUGCAAAAAUCAGAUAUUAUGAUGAACUAUGUACAGCAAUGGCUGAGGAAUUGAAUGCUGUCAUUGUCUCCAUUGAAUACAGGCUGGUCCCAAAGGUUUAUUUUCCUGAGCAAAUUCAUGAUGUGGUACGUGCCACAAAGUAUUUCCUGCAACCGGAAGUCUUGCAGAAGUAUUCGGUUGACCCAGGCAGAAUUGCCAUUUCUGGUGACAGUGCUGGUGGGAAUUUGGCGGCUGCCCUGGGACAACAGUUUAGUCAAGAUGCCAACCUAAGAAACAAGGUCAAACUGCAAGCUUUAAUUUAUCCGGUUCUCCAAGCUUUAGAUUUUAACACACCCUCUUAUCAGCAAAAUGUGAAUACCCCAAUCCUGCCACGAUAUGUCAUGGUGAAGUAUUGGGUGGACUACUUCAAAGGCAGCUAUGACUUUAUCCAGGCAAUGAUCGUUAACAAUCACACCUCACUUGAUGUUGGAGAGGCUGCUGCCCUCAGAACCCGUCUAAAUUGGACAUCCCUCUUGCCUGCGUCCAUCACAAAGAGCUACAAGCCUGUCGUGCAGACCACGGGCAAUACGAGAAUUGUCCAAGAGAUCCCUCAACUGCUGGAUGCUCGUUCUGCCCCACUCAUAGCAGACCAAGAAGUCCUACAGCACCUUCCAAAGACCUAUAUUCUGACGUGCGAACAUGAUGUCCUGAGAGACGAUGGGAUCAUGUAUGCAAAGCGUUUGGAGAGGGCAGGAGUGGAGGUGACCCUCGAUCACUUUGAGGAUGGCUUCCAUGGAUGCAUGAUUUUCACCAGCUGGCCCACCAACUUCUCAGUGGGAAUCCGGACUAGGAAUAGCUAUAUCAAGUGGCUAGAUCAAAACCUGUAAAGGAGUAAAGUUUCUGAAAGUGUCUCAGUCUCCUGCACCUGCUUUGGAAAAAUAUGCACUUUUUAAUCCCCCUACCUACACCCAUCCCCAGUUACUCUGAGCUAGGGUAUCUCUAUUCCUUGCAGAUUUUAUGAUAAUUUAAUUUUUAAAAAUAAACUUGACUAAUUUAAAGUGCAAAACAUCUGAGUCUGGUUCCCAAAGUGGGCCAGUCUGUCUGUUCUUGUUGUUCAGCCAAACAACUUCAAAUGCCUGCAGCUGCAGAAAGGAGUAGGAACUAGAAAUAGUUUUGGGUCCUGGUUCUGUCAAGAUAUUCUUUUCAGAAGAAAUUCUUUCAGCUGUGGAUGUUAUAGUGACCUUUAAUGACUUAAGAAAAUAUGGUUUCUUUUUCAACUUGUUAGAAUUUACUUCAGGUUCAAGGAGUAUUAAGAACGUGCACUUUAAGCUUAGUGCUGAGUACUGAGUGCCCUCCCUUCUUUGUGGAUGGACGGUUGCUUUUGUUUCCUACAGUUGCAUCAAAGGCUUUCUAGCAAGGACAAGUUUCUCAAAUGAUUUUAUUCCUCUAGAGUGUUAAUUUUAUGAGAUAGCUACCGGGAGUCCAGAUGGAUUAUGAUGAUACUUGAAAGUUAUUUUCCACCACUAUUAUUGAAAAAUAUGAGGUUGCAUGCACUGGAUGUCUGUACAUAGUUAAGUUUUUGUUUUUUUGUUGUUGUUGUUUUGUUUUUGGUAAUGCCUCCUCUCGGGGAGACCUUUUGGGAGCAAAGUUAUGUAGAUUUAGAAUAAAUUUUUCAACACUGAACAAGUAAAAACAAAAAUAAAACAACCAUUAACAAAUGCUUCUGACAUAAAUUACCAAUUGACAUAGAAAAUACAUUUCAUCUUAGUUUAAAGCUAUGAAAAUUACCUUUAGAAGGCCUAUUCUUGAAAACACAACUUUUUUCACUUAUAUGGCUUUAGAAUGGAGCUAUUUUGGUAUAUAUAAUGUACUGUUUAUUUUUUUAAGUUAUUUAAUGUUAAUAUAUGUAGUUAGACAGGAUUUUUCAAAAUAAUGUCUGUAAUAAAUAUUAGAAAUAGUGAUAUUUUUGAAAAAAACUACCUUAGGGUAAAAAAUUACCUUAGAAUUAUAUCCACAUGUAAUUUUAUGGAAAGAGAUAAAAUAGCUAUUAAUACUGUUAUAUAUUAAGCCUAAAUAUUUUGUUGUUCAUAUGCAUAUACAAAUUAGAAUAAUUAGAAAUGUGACUGCACAUAGUAAAGUUGUCUAAGUUUGUAGUGUAAUAGUUUAGGCAAGACUCAGACUGCUGAGCUCUGCUCUUUAUGGUCAGAGGAUCACUAGCUCAUACCCUUCUGGGUGAAGGGCAUAUAUUGGCUCGUCCCCUCAUUAUCUCCUUCCAACCCAUCUAGAAGUUCCAACAGCCUAAGUUUAACUGUAUGUAAAGCUUUCACUGCCAGUGGAAACAUCUUUGGCACAGCAAGAAAUUCUGGUUCUGAUUUGAUGCCUGUGCCUUGGCCCUCCUUCCUGCCAUCCUUAUUUCUGCCGCAGUCCUCACUUCUUUUAGGGACUGAGAGAGAGGCAGUAUAGCUGUGUCAGUGGAAAGAAAGUAGAACCUUCUCUCUCAUUUGAAGGAUGGGUGUUUUCCCACUUCUGGCAAUGGAACAAAAAAUGAAAACUUGCAUACUUAUUUUUCAUUAUAUGGGCCAAUAGCAUUUCAUGUACAAAAACAGAAGUAAAAGCAACAGUGGGCAUAUGUGUAUGUAUAAAAAUAAUCAUAUAAGCUAACUUGGUAGUGUACUCAGGCAAGUUAUUUGCCAUAUCUGGACCUCUUCUUCCUUUCCUCUAAAACCAGAGAGUUGGAUUACUUGAUCUAUGAGGUCUCUUCCAACUAUAAAUUCUAACCAUUUUGUCAGACCAGCAAAUUAUAUUGGCCUUUUCUUCUUUGAUGAUUUUUUGUAGGUCAUAAUUCCAUAUACACAGACACAUGCUUCAGCAAAGAUUUUACUUUCUAGACAACUGGGAUUUUAGUCCUCACUCUAUAAUAGCUACCCUCUUCAUAUAAUGCUAUUCUUUUUGACAAAAUUUGAAGGAACCAAAGUUUGGACCUCAUUUUGGGGUACAUCUACCUCUAAGAAAGCAGAGAAAAUAAUACAUGGACAGAGUUCCUUAAAGUGACAUUUCCCCCAUAAUUGUGAACCAAAUCCUAUAGUGAUUACAGGCAGAAGAUUACAGAUCUCUAAAGGGCUGUCUCAGAUGAGUGCAAGAAAAAAAGGGAGCAACCACUAUUUCUGAUGAAAUCCUUGAGUUUCAUUAAAAAUUUUAAAUAUGUGAAUAAUUUGGCUAAUGAUUUGCACUGUAUCCCACCUUGGAACUUGUUAAAGUGAAAUUCUCCUUAGAAUGACAGUUGGGAAUCAUGACACAUGAAAAUUAUUAGAUAUAAGAGAAACUAAAACAACCAAAAAGUUGUAUGCUAAAAAUUGUAGGAUGCCUACAGUGUUUAUGUUAAAGAUACUUUGGUUUGGGGUGGGCUCGUUGUUUCAGUUAUUCUUAUAGAAAAAAAUGUUUAUUCUCUGCAGAUUGGAUGUUUUUUAGUAUUAUGCCUUUGUUUUGUUUUGCUAUUUUAUGAAAAAGUUGAUAAUCUUUUUGUAAUAUUGUUCUCUGUGAAAUAUAAACAUGAACAUGUGAAGAAAAAAUGAAGUGCUGCAAAAUACAGUGAAGUAUAAAUUAGUUUUAAUGUUUUCUUGUUUAUUUGUGAGGAAUUUAUUACAUAAAUCUUGGUGGAUAUUAUAUUUUAUGCAUGGUCUUCUAACCUUUGACUUUUUGCUUAUUUCCCAGUGCAAAGGGGAAGGCAGAUUUUAUGAAGAAUUUUAGUAGCAAAUAUAUUUUAUAAAAGGAAAAUCUGGAGAUAGGAAAGCAUUUAUUGUUUUGAAUCAUGUUUGGAAAUAAAAUGGCUCCAUCUGGGAA
Choloepus didactylus (southern two-toed sloth) is the source of this 4252-nucleotide messenger RNA. RefSeq names its product neutral cholesterol ester hydrolase 1 (gene NCEH1). The transcript is spliced from 5 exons. Gene Ontology annotation, cellular component: membrane. NCBI's taxonomy places the organism in Eukaryota, Metazoa, Chordata, Mammalia, Pilosa, Megalonychidae. The record is from RefSeq and is a predicted model, not a curated record. Bases 73 to 1299 code for a protein of 408 amino acids. Gene Ontology annotation, molecular function: carboxylic ester hydrolase activity.